Messenger RNA from Theobroma umbraticum, 1168 nucleotides. Its product is annotated as triosephosphate isomerase, cytosolic. Gene Ontology annotation, biological process: glyceraldehyde-3-phosphate biosynthetic process; gluconeogenesis; glycolytic process. Gene Ontology annotation, molecular function: triose-phosphate isomerase activity. Gene Ontology annotation, cellular component: cytosol. NCBI's taxonomy places the organism in Eukaryota, Viridiplantae, Streptophyta, Magnoliopsida, Malvales, Malvaceae. The record is from RefSeq and is a predicted model, not a curated record.
GACAGCGCACCGUUAGUCAGUCCAGUCUCAUCUCAGUGAGCUCUUAUUAGCUUCGCUUUUCUCGUUUCUCUGCUUCAUCUCGUUUUCAUCACCCAAAAAGGGAAACUCAAACACAAGAUUUCAUGGCUCGCAAGUUCUUCGUCGGCGGCAACUGGAAAUGCAAUGGGACAACUGAAGAGGUUAAGAAGAUUGUUACCAAGUUGAAUGAAGCUGAAGUUCCUUCUGAGGAUGUUGUGGAGGUUGUUGUGAGCCCUCCAUUUGUGUUUCUUACCCUUGUGAAAAGUCUGUUGCGUUCCGAUUUCCAUGUUGCUGCUCAGAACUGUUGGGUUCGCAAAGGUGGUGCUUUUACUGGAGAAGUUAGUGCUGAGAUGCUUGUUAAUCUGAAUAUUCCAUGGGUUGUCAUUGGUCACUCCGAAAGAAGGGCUCUCUUGAACGAGUCCAAUGAGUUUGUUGGAGACAAAGUAGCAUAUGCACUUUCUCAAGGCUUGAAAGUGAUUGCGUGCAUUGGAGAGACUCUUGAACAGCGAGAAUCAGGCUCUACCAUGACUGUUGUUGCUGCACAAACCAAAGCAAUUGCUGAUAAAGUAACAAAUUGGGAGAAUGUUGUUUUGGCUUAUGAACCUGUUUGGGCCAUUGGUACAGGGAAGGUUGCAACCCCUGCUCAGGCUCAGGAAGUUCAUUGUGAAUUGAGGAAAUGGCUUCAUGACAAUGUUGGUGCUGGAGUUGCUGCUUCAACUAGAAUCAUAUACGGAGGUUCUGUAAAUGGAGCAAACUGCAAGGAAUUGGCUGCACAACCAGAUGUGGAUGGCUUUUUGGUUGGUGGAGCUUCUUUAAAGCCUGAGUUCAUUGAUAUCAUCAAGGCUGCCACCGUGAAAAAGAACUGAAGUUCACAGCCAGGAAUCAAAAGCUUAAACAGAAACAGCCUUCUGGGUAACUUAAUUUUGCAAUUGUGGUCUCUCCUAGGAACCUGAUGUCAGAAUUUUCCGAGUGUAAGCCAAAUUUAACUUUGUUAUUGUGGGUUUGAGGCAUAGAUCCUCAUUUUGGACUUCCAAAUUUUUCAUUUGGGCUCGACCUGGUUGUCUUGGGAUUUGGUUUACCGGUUCAUGUUUUUAUCAUCAAACCAAGUUUAGAAAUAAGAAUAAACUAGUAAUGUGACUUAUUGGUAGUA